AUGUCGCGCCCUGAGGAUACCCUCGCGGCCGACAUCCACUACGAUGACACCGAAGCGCGCAAAUACACCACGAGCUCUCGUAUCCAAAACAUUCAAGCCUCGAUGACCCGUCGUGCGCUCGAACUUCUCGACCUCAAGGGCCCCUCCCUCAUCCUCGACGUCGGCUGUGGCAGCGGUCUUUCUGGCGAGAUCCUCUCCGCUGAGGGCGAGGAGGACGGCGGCCCGCACACCUGGAUUGGCAUGGACAUCUCACCCUCCAUGCUCGAUAUUGCGCUGCAGAGGGACGUUGAGGGUGACCUGCUGCUGGCAGAUAUCGGCCAGGGCGUUCCCUUCCGCGCCGGUUCCUUCGACGCAGCCAUUAGCAUCUCCGCGAUCCAGUGGCUCUGCAACGCCGAGAGCAGCGACACAUCCCCCGAGGGCCGCCUCACCCGCUUCUUCAACGGCCUGUAUGCGUCAUUACGUCGUGGAGGAAGAGCCGUGUGCCAGUUCUACCCCAAGAAUGACACACAGCGCAACAUGAUUACCCAGGCGGCGGUGAAGGCUGGCUUCGGCGCCGGUCUGCUCGAGGACGACCCGGAGACGAAAAAUGUCAAGUUGUACCUAGUCCUGACGGUUGGAGGCACGGCCGAAGGCGGCAAGGGAGGCGACAUCACCAACGUCGUCAACGGCAUGGAGGGUGUUGACGUCGAGGACGCGAGGCGGAAGGCAAGCGACCAGAGCGGCAAGGGAGAAAUCAAGAAGGGCAGCAAGGCAUGGAUCGUCAAGAAGAAGGAACAGAUGGAGAGGAAGGGAAAGAUCGUCAAGGCUACGUCAAAGUACACUGGUCGCAAGCGCAAUAUCCGGUUCUGA
Colletotrichum chrysophilum is the source of this 849-nucleotide messenger RNA. RefSeq lists its product as uncharacterized. The transcript has 2 exons. The record is from RefSeq and is a predicted model, not a curated record. Gene Ontology annotation, cellular component: nucleolus. Gene Ontology annotation, biological process: rRNA (guanine-N7)-methylation. Gene Ontology annotation, molecular function: rRNA (guanine) methyltransferase activity. NCBI's taxonomy places the organism in Eukaryota, Fungi, Ascomycota, Sordariomycetes, Glomerellales, Glomerellaceae. Bases 1 to 849 code for a protein of 282 amino acids.